CAUAGUAACCAGUCUUGCCGUACAGCAGUGUAGAUACGGGUUUGUUCCGUCCAAAAAUCUGUUUAAUCGCUUUAUUUGCAUACCUUUUACAGUUUUCUUUAAGCCGUACGUUUUUUAAAGCCAACUACUGUAAAAGAGAACCCGGCGUUUUAUUUGAAACAACUGAUGUUUUAGGAGACACAGGCGGACAGACACUGCAGCCAAAACCUCUACUGUUCAGUGUCCGGAAGUUCUGAAGAAAAAGUGAGAAAGGCUCGAGGAAACAAAAAAAAGUUAGAAGUACUGAACGUUUCUCUACCAGCAAACUCUAACGCGAUAUCGUCCUAACAACCUGCCGAGGAGGUAAAACGUUCUUGUUGGUGUAUGAAUCUGCGUGCAUUGAUCAUUUAUCGAUGGGUCUGCCGACGCUGGAGUUCACUGAUUCGUUCGUGGACAGUCCGGAGUUCAGAGAGCGGCUGCAGUGCCAUGAGAUAGAACUGGAGCGAACCAACAGGUUUAUCAAAGACCUCAUCAAAGAUGGAAACAUGCUCAUAUCUGCCCUCACAGGACUUUCCCUUGCUGUUCAGCGUUUCUCUCAGUCUCUGCAGGAGUUCCAGUUUGAGUGUAUUGGUGAUGCAGAGACUGAUGAUGAAAUCAGUAUAGCUCAGUCUUUAAAGGAAUUGUCUCAGCUCUUGAGUGCCAUGGAAGAAGAGAGAAAACGACUGAUUCAAAAUGCCGAUGAUGUGUUGAUCUCACCACUGGAGAGGUUCCGUAAGGAACAAAUUGGAGCUGUUAAGGAGGGAAAAAAACAGUUUGAUAAGGAGACAGAGAGAUACUACUCUGUUCUGGAGAAACACCUCAGCAUGUCUUCUAAAAAGAAGGAAUCACACCUACAGGAGGCUGAUUCGCAGAUGAGUAAAGACAGGCAAGUGUUUUACGAUGCAUCACUCCAGUAUGUCUUCAAGAUCCAGGAAGUGCAGGAGAGGAAGAAGUUUGAAUUUGUGGAGCCGCUAUUAGCCUUCCUGCAGGGGUUAUUCACAUUCUACCACGAAGGCUAUGAGCUGGCCAAUGAGUUUGAACCUUACAAGCAGCAGCUUCAGUUCAACCUGCAAAACGCUCGCAACAACUUUGAAAGUACACGUGCAGAGGUUGAGAGGUUGAUGAAGAGGAUACGUUCUGCUGAAGAGGACUUCAAAGCCCCCAGCAGUUUUACUAUGGAGGGAUAUCUGUAUAUACAAGAGAAACGUCCACUGGGCAGUGUGUGGACCAGAUACUACUGCACAUACGAAAAAAGCUCCAAGAUGUUCACCAUGAGCAACACUGAUGCCAGACCAGCCAACAGACAGAAUGGAGUGGUGAAUGGUGCUCCAGAGAUGUUCAGGCUGCGUUCGUGUGUCAGACGGAAGACAGAAUCCAUCGACAAACGUUUCUGCUUUGACAUUGAGGUGGUAGAGAGGCACGGUGUUGUCACCCUGCAAGCACUCUCUGAGGCCAACAGGCGCCUGUGGAUGGAGGCCAUGGAUGGGAAAGAACCUAUUUAUACUCUGCCAUCUUUGCUCAGCAAAAAGGAAGAGACAUUUCUCAAUGAAACAGGCUUCAACUUUGUUAAAAAGUGCAUAGAGAUAGUGGAAAGCAGAGGCAUCAACACCCUGGGCCUGUAUAGGACUGGAGGCGUAAACUCCAAAGUGCAGCGGUUGAUGACAAGUGUGUUUGCUUCCACGGCUCCUUCUGAAGUGCAGCUGGAUGCAGAUGCUUGGGACAACAAGACGAUCACCAGUGGCCUAAAAAAUUAUUUCAGGUGUUUAGCGGAGCCACUGUUGACCUACAGACUACAUAAAGAAUUCAUCAAGGCUGCCAAGUCCGAUGACCAGAAGUAUCGAGUGAGAGCAAUUCAUGCACUUGUUCACAAGCUACCAGAGAAAAACAGAGCAAUGUUGGAUUUAUUAACUCAUCACCUUCUCAAGGUUUCCUCUCAUGAUGAUCAGAACCUGAUGACAGUUUCCACUGGAAUGAUUUUCGGCCCCACACUGAUGAGGUCACAGGAAGAGACUGUGGCUGCCAUGAUGAACAUUAAGUUCCAGAACAUAGUAGUGGAAAUUAUUAUUGAAAAUCAUGACAAGAUCUUUGGCGAGGCCCCCGACUUGCCCCUGCCGUUAACUCAGGCUCCAUCCUCUCGGUCAACUCCUCGACGGAACAAGGCUAUCUGCUUGUCAUCUGGAAAGCGGAGGACACGCCUCUACCCUCCUGCUCUGUGCCUGGCAGACAAUGACAGUGACACAUUCAGUAGCAGUCCCAGUACCACUCCCAUGGGCAGUCAGGAGUCUCUCUCCUCCCACUCCUCAGAAAAAAAAGAGUGUCCUCAGGCGUCACCUCCGUCCUCUCCUCCCGUUGAGCCUGUCUCAUCCUCCACAGAGGAGGCGUCUCCUCCUGAAGCUUCCUCCUCUUCUCCAUCCCACCAAAAAGAAAAUGGGAUUGAAGACAAGCAGGAGACAGAGAAUGUUGCCUCCCGUCAGCUCACACCAUCGUCCUCCUGGACAUCUCAACAAAUCGUAGCCCAGCAAACAUCUUCUGAGUGCUCCUCAAUGUCUUCAUUGCUUUCCGCAGCAGAAAAGAGUUUGCCAAUCAAAGGAAGCUUAAGUGUCACCUCCUUAUCUUCUGUGAAGGAGGCCAGAUCUCCCUCCAGGGCCUCUUCAUCUCACACCCCCACCCAGCAUGCAUCAAUGGAGUGCAUCUCCUCCCUAAGGGAGGGUCAGCCUGUUCACCGAGUGUCCUCCGCCUGUUCUCUGAAAAGCACUCACUCUGUAGAUCAGAGAGCUUCAUCAUAUGGAUCCUCUAACACCACAAAUGCCAGAAAUACAGACUAUACGUCUUCUUCUCGGCAGGACAGAGCUGCAUAUGGGACUGCCUCCUCCUCCUCUUCCUCCUCCUCAUCUCUGUUUCCCUACCCACUUUCUAUUUCAUCCUCUCUCACCUCUCUACACAUCUCAGAGGAUUACAAAAGCUGUCAUGGAUCAGUACACAGUCUCAUGUCACUGGAACAAGAGACGGCGCACCCUCGUAAAGUUUCACACAUCCGAUGUGGCUCUGAUUUGAAUUCAAAGCAACCUGUAACCAAAUCAGCUAACAGUUCCCAGAGACCUGGAUCAGUAUUAUCAGUCAGUGCACCACAGCGUGAGAGUGGAGUCUUUUCCUCCGCUUUAGAUUUAUGUUCUGCCGGAAGGGAAGCAAAGGCUCUUUAUUCCUGUGAGGCAGAACACAGCCACGAACUCAGUUUUCCCCAGGGGGCAUUGUUCUCAAACGUAUAUCCGUCUGUGGAACCCGGCUGGCUUCAAGCAACAUACAACGGCAAAACAGGACUCAUUCCAGAAAACUACAUCACAUACAUCUGAAAACCUCUGAUCUGUUUUUACAUACAAGUGAGCUCGAGUGCAUAAAGUAAUAUUCUGUGCUGAUGAUGGAAGACAAAAAUGAUCAUAUAACUGUGACAGUUACCACUGAAUAGCAUGAACGUCUACUUCAGCUGGAUAUGAAUUAAUGUGAAAACUGUAUGUAUAUCUGAACCAUCUGAGUUGUUGUUAUUAUUACGUAACCAACAUAUAACAUGGCAGAUGUUAAAAUGUGUAAAUUUUCCAUUUAUACAUGUUUUUAAAGUUAUUAUGUAGGAUCACUGUACAUACACCUACCUGUACCAAGAUACACCAGACGAAAAUUGACAUUUCAGUGAAAUAUAAAUGCUGGUAAUUUAUGUAUUUUUAAAAUAAUGGGGGAAGCACCAAUCAGAUGCCAGAGUUGGUUUCCAUUAUGUUGAAAUCAGUAGUCAUCUCUGUGUUGAACUGAAUAGAACUUAUUUUCUUUUUAUGUGAAAGGUAAAAUGAGGCUGUGACUAAAAAUCACAUUGUUAGUUGGAAGCCAUGACUGUAUUAGCCGGCAAAAACAUGAGAAUUGCAACAAAGAAAUGGUAUUUAUUGUAUAUUGAUCACGUGUGUGUGUGUGUGGCCUGAAAAACUCAGUAUUAUCAUCAAUGCAUGGUGCUGCUUUUAACAUCAGUGCAUCCCUGGUGACCUGUCUUGCUUUGCAGAUUUUUGUCCCCAAUUUCCAUUUCAAAAUUGAGGAACCGUUUUAUUAAAAUAAGGGGCAAGUUUUGUAUUUCCUACUAUUAUAUGAUCGCUUAUGAACAAGUAUAAUGCAUGAUUGCAGAGUAUUGUCUCUUAUUGCCAAACACACUCGAUUACAGUUGAGUCCCUUAUGGGAGUGCUUGUGCACAUGCGCACAGUGCUACACCAUGCAAUUUAUGUGCUACUCCCGUGUUAUUGCAGUUAACACCAAACUUCUCCACAAAGCAAAAAAUGUAUCUUUUAACAUCUCAGAACUGUCUUCUGUUGAACAGCCCGACUUGUUUUAUUAUGGGAUUUAUGUUGCAGAGGAGAAUCAGGAGGAGGCUUCUGUUCAGAGAACUAUAGGUCCCAAUCACUGCAUGUUGUACCCAGAUGUGCACAUCACUUACUUUUGCCAUAUGCUUUUUUGCCAGUGUGUGAGCACUCCCCCUCUCACAGCUGCUGCAUUCCAUUCCACUCAUUAUUGCAUCCUGCUCCAGUCAGUUUUCCUCCUGCUCCAGUAAAAUCAAUCACUGCUCACUCUAAAACAGAAAACAGUCUGCAUGUAUUUUAAUUUUAACUUAAACUAUAGUCUGGCAUCAAAAUAACUGAGCAGACAAAUCGAUAUUCAAGCAUAAAUUAUUUAUUUCAAGAUGCAUUAGCCAGCUGUGAAAUUAAAGUCGGAUGUAUGGCAUGAAUUGGUUCAGUACCUCUCAAAUGGAGUGAGAGAUAAGAUGAUGCUCCAUUUUUUCUAAUAUACCACUCCAUGCUCUGAAGUGGUAUAUACAGUUUUACAGUUUUUAACUGUAUUUUGCUCCUUCUUCUUAAAUCCUGCUGUCAUUCUUUUGCAUUUUUGCAUUUACUUUCAAAUUCUUAAAACCAGUUUGCCUCUUUUUCCUCACUGAACAGGUGUCACAAAUUUUCAUUGUUAACUAGCAUUAAUGAAAUGUUACAUGUUAUGUGUGACUGCAGUUCCUGUAAAGAAUAUUCACCUCCUUUGGGCUUUUUUGUUUUCAGUGUUUUAUGACACCAUAUCAAAAUAAAAACAAUUCUUUAAUUUUCUUAAUCUACUAAUAUAAGCAACAGGUUGGUCGGCGUUGGCAGUGUCCCACAGCAGUCCUGUACUCAAGUUUCUUGAAAUGGAGCAACAUCCUUCCAUCCAUUUUUUAUACUCCACCUGGUGGACAUUUUCCAUCAAUGCAGAUACAAGUGUUCUACCAAGAGCUCUAGUACAUUAAUGUUACAAAUACAUGCUCUUUACUCUUGAAAACAUGAAGACAUAUCUACAAUAUGAUCUGCGACAAAUUAAAUAAAAAAUAUUUUUAAAAAAUUUAAAUAUGAAAGUAUUUAGCAGCCAGGUAGUCUUCCAAGUUUGUUUUGAGUUAAUGUCCUGACAGUAAAUUAACUUAACAUGAUUUCUGAUUUGGCUUUAAGAUCAUCAUUAUUGCUUGUUAAACAAACUUCCCAUUUUUCAGGUUUCUUGUAGAUGCCAUUGGGUUUCAUGUGCAAUUCAUGUGCUUUACUGCUACAUUCAUGUUACUGUGUAUCCUAAGAAGAAUCACACAAGAAACAGAGAAGCAUCAGCACAGCGUAUUGCUGCCAACACCAUGCUCCAUUGCUGGGAUGGUGGCAUGCAGCAUUUGCUUUUCACCAAACAGGCAUUUGGCCUUACAUCUAAAAUGAUGUCAUUUGGUCUCAUCUGAACUUUCUUCUAGUUGUCUUUAUAGUUUCUAACACACCUUCUGGCAAACUCAAGCACAGAUUUAAUAUGUCUUCUUUUAAACAAUGGUUCUCCAGUUCCAGUUUUCCACAAAGCCGUAAUUGGUGACCAAACCUGGCAACAGCUGGUUGUAUGCACAGUCUGUCCAAUCACAACCGCUGAAGCUUGUAUCCACUUUCUGUUGUGGGUGUUUGGUGGUUUCCCUCUCUAGUCUCUUUGCAGUUACUCAGAUUUUGAGGAAAACUUCCUCUAUGCAAAUUUGCAGCAAGGCCAAACGCUUCCCAUUUAUUAAUGAUUGUUUUCACUGACCUCAAAGUUAGAGUUGGUGAGAGAUGUUUUCUUGUGUCUGUUCCUGACACAUGCUCUUCAGUCACCUUCUGAUGGAGUCACCCAUGGAGUGUUCUUUUGUGCUCGUGCUCUAGACACAGGUGUAACAGAGCUCAUCACCAUUUUUACAUGUGACCAUUAUUCCACUAACUGGUAUGUGACUUCUAAAGACACUGCUGCAAAAGUGAUUAUUUAACUGUGUAAUAUGUUAAAGAUAUUAACAGGGAUAAUUGGUAUGCAUUACAGAUUGUGUUUUUACAUUUUUGACUUAAUUUUGUUCAUGUUUUAAAUCUUUGUUUCUACUUUGGAGAUUAAACAGCAUCAUUUUCUU
This is a messenger RNA of Thalassophryne amazonica, 6451 nucleotides long. Its product is annotated as rho GTPase-activating protein 42-like. Gene Ontology annotation, biological process: signal transduction. Gene Ontology annotation, cellular component: cytoplasm. Gene Ontology annotation, molecular function: GTPase activator activity; protein binding. The record is from RefSeq and is a predicted model, not a curated record. NCBI's taxonomy places the organism in Eukaryota, Metazoa, Chordata, Actinopteri, Batrachoidiformes, Batrachoididae.